Cercopithifilaria johnstoni is the source of this 999-nucleotide messenger RNA. Lineage: Eukaryota; Metazoa; Nematoda; Chromadorea; Rhabditida; Onchocercidae. The record is from the annotation of a GenBank genome assembly.
AUGGGGCGGCGAUCUUUUGUGCCUGCACGAGUAAUAGUACUUUUGUGUGGUUGUUUAAUUUGCGUCAUAUGUACUAUUACUCUUUCAUUAACGUGCAGUUGCGAGGAGCAGUUUACAUCUAGUAGAUUGCGCAGUUUUGCUGCAUCGAGCUUGCAUAAGCAUAAAGACUUACCUUCAACAUAUUUGGCUAUUGUGAUAAUGUCAUCUCCAGAUGAUGAUGUGGUACGCGCUGUUAUUCGCAACACUUGGUUGAAAUUAUCUUCUAAAGGUAAAGCAACAUUUCGCUAUGCUUUCCCGAUUGGGACAAAGAACCUGAGUUUGUCUUUCAAGGAACGUCUCAAAAAAGAAAGUAAUUUGUUUAAUGAUCUGAUUUUUCUGGAGGACCUCGCAGAUGCCUACCAGAAUUUAACGAAGAAGUCUUUACUUUCUAUGCAAGCUAUGCACAAUAUGUAUAAAUUUGAAUUCUUGUUAAAGGUGGAUUCUGAUUCGUUUGUACGUUUGGGAGCAUUUUUAAAAGCAUUAAAGGAUAUUGCGAAUCCAAAUUUAUACUGGGGUUUCUUGGAUGGAAGGGGAAGACCAAAACGAAGAGGGCAGUGGGCUGAAAGAGAUUGGAUUAUAUGUGAUCGCUAUGUUCCUUAUCAGCUUGGAGGAGGUUAUGUCUUGUCCUAUAAAUUGGUCGACUUCUUCGUGCGGAACAAAGAUCUGCUGAAAAUUUACAAGAAUGAAGAUGUGUCGAUAGGCGCAUGGUUAGCAGGUCUUUCUGUUCACUAUGUUCAUGAUCCUCGUUUUGAUACCGAAUUCAGUUCCAGAGGAUGCAAUAAUCAAUAUAUUAUUACACAUAAGCAAACACCGGAUUCUUUAAAGAAAUUAUAUGCUUCAGUUGUAAAUACUGGUAAGCUUUGUGAAAAGGAGUAUCGCAUCCGACCAUCUUACGUUUAUGACUGGUCGGUUCCACCGAGUAUGUGCUGCACUCGACAAAAUGGUUCUGACAUACCGUAA